CAAUCAUUCCACGUAAUGCGAGUAACGACGCCCUUAUUGGCGCUCUUCGCCGCCUGUUUGGUUGGUCCAAUUGCUAAUUUUGGACGAGCAGUUCAAGCUGUUCCUUUUGUCGAUCGAUUGCAAGAAAUGACGGCAGCCAUACAGCCUUCGUUCAGCGAAGCACUCGUUCAUUUAUCAAACCUGUUCGAUUUGGUUAUGAAUUACGACGACACUGUCGCCAAUGGCUCCAUGGAUAAUGCUGCAACAAUUUCUAUUCAAACAGCUAUCCGAUUGGCCUCGAAUUCGCUCAACGAUACGGAAGCCAUCACCGUUCAUCACAUAAAAUUGUAUGAAGCCAAUUUGCUUUCUUUGGCUACUGAUAUCUCUGCGAAAGAAGAACAACUCCGCAACGACAACACUGAACUGGAGCGGUUGACGAUCGAAGUGAUGAAAUGGCAAGGUGAAGCAGAAAAACUUGGCCAAGAAAUUGCAGAACUUGAUAAUAAAGUGCGCGAUGCUGACCAAAGAGCCGCACAUUCCCAAGCAAGGGUUCAAAGGAGAAGAAAGAAUAGAUGGAAAUGGAUUGCAGCAACGGUUGUAACAGGAGGUUUAGCAGCUCCAGGUCUUGUCCUCAACGAGAGAGAUAUACAAAAACUGAAAAGAGAUCGUGAUGCUUGGCAGGCGCAGGCCAAUGAACGACGGCAAUUACUUCAAGUAGCAGAUAAUAACCUUCGCGAAAUUACAACUCGCCAAAAAGCCACAGAAGAGUCUAUUCAAAGGACGCGGUCGAUUCUUGAAUCUUCUCGAGCGAUUCUGGAACAACUUCGAGGGCAGUAUGCAAUCUUGGGUGGUCUCGGGGCCCAGAUUAGAAAUGUUUCCACUUUUCUCCUAUUGCUGAAUGGAGAAAUGGGUGUUAUUCACAACCAGCAAAAGCUGAUGGUGCUCUUCAGUCCUUUGUUGGAAUCUGUUAAUAGUUUGGUUACUUUCCUAGAGGGCAAUGCCAAUAUGAUAGUUCUAAUAGGUGACAGAGAUGCUCUAUCUAAAAUCCGUCAACACCUUUCACAAAACGUUUUGCCUGCAUUGGGAAACUGAAGAAAGAACCUGAUCCGUUGACCAGAACGUAGCAAUUUGAACUUCAUUGAAUUAAAAAAAAAUUCUGCCUACGUUUGCAAGGUUGUAUUUGUGAUUUAUAAUUGGAAUUUGGGUAGGUACAUCAAAGUAACUUAAAAUGACUUAUUGUUGAAUGUCUAACAGAUUAACAAUAAAAGCAAAUAUUUUAUUUUCA
Messenger RNA from Daphnia carinata, 1264 nucleotides. RefSeq lists its product as uncharacterized. The record is from RefSeq and is a predicted model, not a curated record. The transcript has 3 exons. Bases 16 to 1071 code for a protein of 351 amino acids. NCBI's taxonomy places the organism in Eukaryota, Metazoa, Arthropoda, Branchiopoda, Diplostraca, Daphniidae.